Populus trichocarpa (black cottonwood) is the source of this 2053-nucleotide messenger RNA. RefSeq lists its product as uncharacterized. The record is from RefSeq and is a predicted model, not a curated record. The transcript is spliced from 2 exons. Lineage: Eukaryota; Viridiplantae; Streptophyta; Magnoliopsida; Malpighiales; Salicaceae. Bases 180 to 356 code for a protein of 58 amino acids.
AGUCGACUCCUAACCUCAGCUACUCCUUUUCUUAUUUCUCCCGUUCUCUUCGGCACGUGUCUGCCACGCCUACGUCGCCAAGAAAACUCCGGUCUCCUCUACUUGGGUUCCCGAUCUUUCCACCAACCAAAUAACAUCAUCCCCGAAAAACCCUUAUAGUAGAAGCAGCAGCAGCCGCGAUGGGGAUAAUCAAGAGUGGCUUCUCGUUCAUAGUAGGAACUGUGUGUGGGGUUUACAUUGCUCAAAACUACGAUGUACCCAACAUCAAGAAGCUUGCCACCACUGGACUUUUCAUGGCUAAGCUCGUUGAAGAGAAAUAUCGCAAGCCCAAGUCUCGAAAUGAUGGCGAUGACUAGUAUUGCUAAAGCAGGUGCAGACUGACUCCUGUAAGUCACACCGUAUAUCAGUCUGAUUUUCAUUGUUAGUUUGAAUUCCUUCAUUAUAUGUAGUAAAUUCUUUGGCACCACCAUGCUAUUGUCUCCCGUAAGUUAUACAAGUAAUCACUGCUAGGCAGCUGGUAUCUCUAGUUGUGACAGGCACAAUACCAAAAUUGUCGUGUCUGGUUUAAGCUCCUUUUCCUAUUCCUUUUCUCCCCAAUGGAUCUGGUCCAUAACCAUAGGUUCCUGUAACCUUUUUCCGCUGGUUUUGAGCCUAGAAUUAUCACCAUCCCAUUUCAGCGUUUUAGUCAUUGAAGCUAAAGCCAAGAGUUUUCUGGUUUUAGAAAGUAGUAAUCUUGGUUUCUAUUCAUAGUUUCAUACCACCAAUAUCAGCUCUGCUGGAUUUAUAAAGUAGUACAAUAGAACACCUGGUUUGUAGUUUACGGGGCAAGUGUCCUGGUCAUGGUUCACAUGGGGCAAAAGGAGGCAGUGGAUGUCCAAGAACUCAUGAAGAACUAUUUGCAUACUAACACUGACAUAAUGCUUUAAUCCUAAGUCUUAACCCCAUAAAUGUAUGUUCAUCUAAAUGCUCUGACCUUAGGCUCAAAGUAGGAUGCUGUGUCUCCUGAGAUGUGGAUUUAAAGGUUGUUGGUCAUGCUCAUUGCCUUGUAUGAUGUAUACGUUUGUGGCCUUUCAGAUUAGAACCAGCAUGAUUCUAAGGAUUUUCAGGUUGUUUGGUUUAUUCUCACUAUAAAAUCUAUAUCUUAUCUGGUUCUUGUGCUUAUUCUUUAGUCUGAAAGUAGUUGGUGGUUCAUUUCCGAAGACAUUUUCAUUCCCAAGUGUUUGGUUGACUUAAUUUGAAGCCUCCACUACAUAGUUGCUGUAGAUUUUGUUAAAGAAAGUGUUGCAGGGGACUAGUAUCUGUGCAUUCUUAUUUAGAUUCUGCAAUGCAAAGGUAGAUUCUGUAAAUUCUGGACAUGCUUGAAAUUACAUUAGUCGAGGCUAGUAGUUUUUUACCUCGUUUUUCUUUUAUUUCUUACAAUUUAAAUCUGUUUUCCAUUUCUAAACCUCUAAACUAACAGAUUCCAUUUAAAACCUUCCACAAAUUUUCCCAUGAAGUUUUCCUUUUGCAUUUAUCCAAUUUGGUUUCACUCAAUGUGAGGUCUUGGGGAAUUUGGAAACAAUUCUAGACUGAUUUUUAUUGUAUGAAAUUACUGUCUUAAUGCUUGAACUUGCAUAUAUUUGUUGCAAGCUCAAGUCUUUUGACUUGUGGUUGCUAAGCUAUCAAGAAGUUCACAAAUAUGCAAAACCACCAAGAGUCAUAGAUGGGAUUUAAAAUGCAGUGUAUGCAUUGGGCAUUUAAAUACUUGAAGAGAGAAGAUGGUUUCAUGGGAACAAGUUGGUUGAUGAAUUUAAAGUGUAUAAAGACAUGGAUCUAUUCGCGUUCCACAAACUGUCCUAUCUAAGUUGAAUCGAUUUGGGUUUUCAAACGGAGGUAUUCUGACCAAGACAGUGUUUUGACCCCAUCUCGGCCUCAUCUUGGCACAAAAUAUGAUGUUUAUAUAAUUGUGUCUGGCCUUGGGGGUUGAAGUUUGGUAUUUUUUGUGUCAUUUGCCACAGGGAUUUGGACUCUUAGUCAUUGACAAUUUUUUGUACAGUGCAUGUGUUUUUGGCCU